AGGUCCUUCAGCAUGACUCUAUGAUCAAUUUCCAGCAGAUGUUGGAAACAACUUGAAGGCACAAAACAGCAACAACGCACGGAUGGGGGUGUACCACAAACCUUGUAAGAGCCACAAUCUAAUAUGCACUUUCAAUAGUAAAAUACAUACAUAUUUCUGGUGAAAAUGCCUUUUUGUUGUGGCAAAAAUAUAUCAGAAUAUAAAAUAACUGUUAUUAUGUGUACUUUCCAGAUGAGCAAUCUGCCAUAGUCAGUAACCACAAGGGAGCACUAUUUCCCUUGAUAUUACACAUUCUUGAUGUUUAUCCCCCAACUUCAGAAACAAGGGCAGAUCUGAUAUAAGUCUGCAAACUUUCUUAUGCUCCUGGUUACUUUUGAACAGCAGAAGAAACAAAGGCAGCCCUUGCCCUUUGGAUUUGGGGAGAGGAAGCCCUUGGCUAAUUUUCAUCUUUUUUUCAAAGCUGACAGGAGAUCCUGGUUCUGGAGGAGGAGCUCUGGCAACACUUGGCAGAUGCCUGUAAACCCUUUUAAAAAAUUACCCAUCCUUUGGCAGGCAGGUAAUAUCAAAGGGCACUAUGGAUUACAAUACCUGAGGAGUGUUUACAGCCUGGAAGAUUAUUUAUGUUUGGUUUUAUCUCUAUAGUCACACAUCCAAGCUAGGAGAAAAGAAACACAGGAACCCUCUCAUUAUCUUUUUGAAAUAUGAAGAUCAGAGAGAAACCUAGGUUUAACGUGCGGAGUGAUGGUCCUAGCAGAAUGCUUAUAAAUUAAAAGGCAUCCUGCCUCUGUAAUAACAGAUCCGGGAGCGGAGCUGGCAUUUAGACAGAAUGGAACACUGGAAUCGUCAUUUCUGAUACCUACAGCUCGGAUGAUCACAAAAUUUAAGAAUAUUAUAUGAAGUGGAGCAUCUGGUCCAUCUGCUUUUUCCAUUGAUGGAUUGAAGAGCAAUAGAAGUGAUUGAUGCACUGCUUCAGAAUGGGAAGCAAUAAAGAUGAUGCCCUAUUGAAUAGAAUCGCAUUUCCAGGACCAGCAUCCCAUGUCACCGGUCCUCAUGGCCUACCGCUCCAAGAACCAUUUGGCGUUCCUUUCCACUUUGAACCUCCAUAUUGGGACCACCAAGCCUAUCACGGAUAUUCAGGACGGUUUUCCUACCUGCCCUUCUCUGGCUACGUAGGGGUCUAUGACUACUCCUUUGAGCCGGCCUUCAUUCGGAAGAGGAACGAGAGGGAGAGGCAGCGGGUCCGUUGUGUGAACGAGGGCUACGCGCGUCUCAGAGACCAUCUCCCCAAGGAGCUUGAGGAUAAGCGCCUCAGCAAAGUGGAGACCUUGCGGGCUGCCAUCACUUACAUCAAGCACCUCCAGAGUUUGCUGGACUACCAUCCUUUAGAGACAAACACAAAACCUGCUAUUCUGGCUGCAACUGAGGCAACAAAGGCACCUGGUCUGAGUUUAAGAAGGGAAUGCAACAGUGAUGGGGAAUCUAAGACUUCAUUAGCUUCAUCCCCUUACAGUGAGUUUGAAGAAGUAUGCAGUUAGGAAACUUCAGGAACCCCUUCGAAAGCCUACAAAUUCAAGACCGUCUCUCUCUUUCUUAGUAUCUCAAAGAACUACAUUGUUUCUGCACUGGCACAGCUUUUCUUGCAAGGACUAAUUCAGUCUCCAGCAAAAGGAAAAGAAAGGUAUCUCAAUUGUACCAUCUGUUUCAUUCUGGGCCAAACUUCAGAUGCUUAUGUAAGGAGAUAACAACAUUGCUCCUAACAUUUUUUUAUUUAUGAUCUUAUUCUGUAUGUAUGUGUCUUGGGUUGAUUAUUAUGACAGCUGAAAUAGUUUUAAAAAAUAUAUAACAUGGUCAUUAAAUGUUGCAAUUUUUAA
Anolis carolinensis (green anole) is the source of this 1871-nucleotide messenger RNA. It is a transcript of the gene ascl4, whose product is annotated as achaete-scute family bHLH transcription factor 4. The transcript has a single exon. Gene Ontology annotation, molecular function: protein dimerization activity; DNA-binding transcription factor activity, RNA polymerase II-specific; RNA polymerase II transcription regulatory region sequence-specific DNA binding. Gene Ontology annotation, biological process: regulation of transcription by RNA polymerase II; developmental process. The record is from RefSeq and is a predicted model, not a curated record. NCBI's taxonomy places the organism in Eukaryota, Metazoa, Chordata, Lepidosauria, Squamata, Anolidae. Bases 960 to 1535 code for a protein of 191 amino acids.